AUGGCAGCCGCCGGCUGGCCGCACUUCGUGCCGCGCGCGGAGCUGGACGUGGAGCUGCGGGAGCUCCGCGGCCGCCUGGAGCAGGUGGUCAGGAGCGUGGCUGGCCUCGAGGGCCGCGCGGGGCUGUCGGAGGACGCACUCGGAGAGCUGCGGGCCCGGUGUCGCGACGAGCUGGCCACCAGGCUGGCGCUGGGGGGUGUGGAGAGCCGCCUCGAGGUCGACAUCGGCAUCUGCAGGCAGGAGAGCUCGAGGAGGGGCUGCUCGAGCUCCGCGGCGCCCUUGGCGAGCAGGGCGCCGCGCUCCGCGCGGAGGCCGCCGCCGCGGCCGCCGAGUGGCGCGAGGGGCUGGCGCAGGCGCGGAGCGAGCGCGAGCGCCUGGAGGCGGCCGCUGGCGCGCUGA
Messenger RNA from Prorocentrum cordatum, 399 nucleotides. The record is from the annotation of a GenBank genome assembly. Lineage: Eukaryota; Dinophyceae; Prorocentrales; Prorocentraceae.